AUGGCGGAGACUACAAACGUAACUCCCAAGCCCGUCCACACAAUUGUGUUGGACGCGGGUCCGAUUCUCAAGAAUACCCCGCCGCUUUCGACCCUCCUCGCGCAAUGUGAGGAAAUUAUCACCACCCCCUCCGUGGUGGCCGAAAUUCGCGACCCUGAUGCCCGCGCACGUGUCGAGACUCUCUACCUGCCUUUCUUGAAGCAGCGCACGCCCACACCAAACAGCUUCAACAUCAUUAGCGAAUUCGCUCGCAAGACUGGUGACCGAACUGUGCUGAGUCGAGUCGAUAUCGAGAUCCUCGCCCUUGCAUACGAACUCGAAUGCGAAAAGAAUGAAGGAGACUGGCGGUUGAGAAGUGUCCCCGGACAGAAGAAAAUCAACGGCAAGCCCCCUGUGAAGGAAGAGCCCAAGGAAGAACCCAAGGAAGCCCAACCCGAGUCUACAGAAGUGCAGUCUAUCACAGAGGGUGUGAAGGAAGCUGUGAUUGAGGAGACCCAAGAACAGCCUAAGGAGGAGGAGGAAACUGUCCCCGCCUCCAACGAGGAUGUCGAGAUUAUUGCCGCGGAAGAGAAGGACGAAGACGAGCCUGCGGAUGAUGCCGAUUCCGACGGCGGAGAGUGGAUCACACCCUCCAACUAUAAGAAGCGCCUGGCUCAGGAUGAGUCUGGUGGAGCUGCAUCUCUCACGGCUGCGCCGAAGACGAUGCAAGUUGCGACCAUGACCACUGAUUUCGCGUGUCAAAACGUUCUCCUCCAGAUGAACCUUAACCUUCUGUCUACCACCACCCUGCAGAAGAUUCAGCACCUCAGAACCUUCAUUAAGCGCUGCCACGGCUGCUUCUUAACCACCAAGGACAUGAACAAGCAGUUCUGCCCUCGCUGCGGCAAAGACACCCUUACUCGUGUCUCUUGCACCACCACUGCUAAUGGCCAAUUCACAAUGCAUCUAAAGAAGAACAUGCAGUGGAACAACCGCGGCAACGUAUACAGCGUCCCCAAGCCCAUCGCAGGCAGUGCGAACGGCAAGUGGAAGGGCGGCGGUGGCAAGGGAGGAUGGGGCACAGAGCUCGUCCUUGCUGAGGACCAGAAAGAGUUUGUCCGCGCCAACGCAGAAGAAGAGCGCCGGCAGCGCCGUGAGCGCGAUCUCAUGGACGAGGAUUACCUUCCUGGCAUUUUGACUGGCGAGCGCAACAAGACCGGUGGUCGUACCAAGGUCGGAGCUGGGCGCAAUGUCAACUCUAGAAAGCGCUAA
This is a messenger RNA of Penicillium canescens, 1251 nucleotides long. RefSeq names its product rRNA-binding endoribonuclease. The transcript is spliced from 2 exons. Bases 1 to 1251 code for a protein of 416 amino acids. Gene Ontology annotation, biological process: maturation of SSU-rRNA; ribosomal small subunit biogenesis. The record is from RefSeq and is a predicted model, not a curated record. Gene Ontology annotation, molecular function: RNA endonuclease activity. Gene Ontology annotation, cellular component: preribosome, small subunit precursor. NCBI's taxonomy places the organism in Eukaryota, Fungi, Ascomycota, Eurotiomycetes, Eurotiales, Aspergillaceae.